AUGCUUAAAGAUGUUCAUGGCGUUGAGCAUUUCUCAGAAGGAGCUAAAGGACACAUUGCAACCGAGUUCUAUCGUGAUUUAUUCAUGAGCACAAACCCCUCUGACCUCCAAAGUCUUUUUACAGGCUUUACUGCAAAAGUCACAAGAGAGAUGAAUGGAAUGCUUUGUAAGGAGGUCUCAACUGAUGAGAUACGGAAAGCAGCAUUUUCAGUCAGAGGCAGUAGUGCUCCAGGGGAGGAUGGUCUUACUGGUGUUUUUUACCAAAAAUACUGGCACAUUGUUGGUCCGCAGUUAUCUGCGGAGAUACUUGGCUUCUUCAAUAGCUCGGUGAUCCCUUCAGGCUGGAAUCAUACACAGUUGAGUCUCUUGCCCAAGAUACCGAAUCCUACUCAGAUGGGAGACAUGAGGCCGAUCAGUCUUUGUUCCGUUCAGUACAAAAUCAUUUCAAAGAUUUUAUGUGAUAGGCUCAAGUGUAUAUUACCAGAUAUCAUCUCAGACACACAAGGUGCUUUUGUUCAAGGGCGUUUAAUCUCCGAUAACAUUGUUAUUGCCCAUGAAUUCGUUCAUGGCCUGCGAACCAAUGCAUCUGUGUCUAAGGAGUUCAUGGCAAUUAAAACUGACAUGUCCAAAGCUUAUGACAGAGUUGAAUGGUGUUUUAUGGAGGAGCUUCUUGAGAAAAUGGGUUUUGAUCGUGUCUGGGUCCGCUGGGUGAUGGCUUGUAUCACUUCAGUCUCAUACUCUGUGCUACUUAACGGGAGAUCCCAUGGUUUUAUCAAACCGGAACGGGGAAUAAGACAGGGCGAUCCUUUGUCACCUUUUCUCUUUAUUCUCUGUGCAGAGGCACUGGUUAGUAAGCUUAACCAUGCUGAAGAAAGUGGUAGACUAACUGGAAUUGGGCUCUCGGCUAAUGGUCCUAGGGUUCAUCACUUGCUUUUUGCCGAUGACAGCCUGUUGUUGUGUAAAGCUAACGAACUCGAGGGUACAGAAAUUAUGAAUUGUCUCAAGGAGUAUGGGGAUGCUUCUGGCCAGAGAAUUAAUUUCCAAAAGUCCUCGGUCAUUUUCGGGUCCCAAGUACUAGACUCGACGAAAGCAAAUGUCAAGCGAGUGUUGGGGAUUGAUAGAGAAGGAGGAGAAGGCACCUAUCUGGGGCUUCCUGAGUGUUUCAAAGGGUCCAAGAGAGAGCUGUUGAGUUUUAUUAGAGAGAAGCUUCAAUCUAGACUGCAUGGAUGGUUCGCUAAAACUCUAUCAUUGGGAGGAAAAGAGGUUUUACUUAAGUCUGUGGCCAUGUCACUCCCGGUCUACGCUAUGUCUAUGUUCAAACUUCCAAAAGACGUGUGUGCCAAGAUCACAAGUGCCAUGACAGAAUUUUGGUGGGGAGGAGGCAAUGGGAAACGCAAGAUUGCUUGGGUCUCUUGGAAGAAACUUUGUAAGCAGAAGAAAGAAGGGGGUCUUGGAUUCCACGAUAUUGUUAAAUUCAAUCAGUCCUUACUUGGGAAGCAAGCUUGGAGGAUCAUGAGCAACCCUAACUCACUAGUAGCCCGGGUGCUUAAGAGUAAAUACUUUCCGAACGUGGAUUUUCUCCAAAGUAGUCUGGGGUCUCGUCCUUCUUACGCCUGGAGGAGUAUCCUGCACGGAAGAGACGUGUUGAGUAAAGGUCUAGUAAGAGACAUUGGGAAUGGGGAGCGAUCAAAUGUAUGGUCAGUGAAUUGGAUCAUUGAUCCAAUCCCUAGAACACCAAAUUAUAGGCAAGAUAGUAUUGUGGACUUGACGCUAAGAGUUUCUGAUCUGCUACUCCCCUUAUCUUCUUCUUGGGAUGCAGCACGUGUUAGAGAAGCCUUUACUGAUCAUGAUGCGGAGAUCAUAUUGCGCCUUAAGCCAAACAGGAACAAAGAGGAUGGGUACAAGUGGGGUUUCACUAAAAAUGGGGAAUAUUCUUCACGUAGUGGGUAUAAAUUCCUAGACUCCCUACCUGACGAGAAUGGGCUUAUCCAACCUUCGCUGCCACCCCUGGAGAAAAAGCUUUGGAGUUCGUUAUGGAAGAUCAAAGCUCCGGCUAAAAUUAAGCAUUUCCUUUGGAAAGCACUCUCUGGUGCUGUGGCGGUUAUGGAUAGACUUCGGAGCAGGGGAAUUCAGGUUGACACUACGUGCAAAGUGUGCAAUAGUGGUAUCGAGACAAUCUGCCAUCUUUUGUUUACUUGCCCAAUGGCCAAAGACACUUGGGAACGGUCAGCUAUUACACUACCGGCUGCAGGUUUCUCUACCAAUUCUGUCUUUCUCAACAUAUAUCAUCUGUUAGAGCAGAGUAAGAAAUUUCCAAAGAACUUGAACGUGAACUCUUUUCCUUGGAUCCUUUGGCAUCUAUGGAAGGCGAGAAAUGGACUGGCUUUUGAGAGGAUUCAGUACUCCUCUGUGUUUGUUGUAACUCGGGCUAAAGAAGAAGCUAAUGUGUGGUUUGAGGUUAACUCUCCAAGAAUUGAGGCAUCACAAGUACCUCACCCUACUGGUGAUAGUGUUAGCUCUUGGGCUAAACCCCCUACGGGUUUCUUGAAAUGCAAUGUGGGAGUCUCUUGGGUAAGUCAACAUGUGCAUUGUGGUGUUGCUUGGAUCUUACGUGACAAUAAAGGCAAAGCUAUCCUUCACAGUCGGCGUGCCUUCUCUAAUGUUAAGUCACAGCGAGAUGCCGAGCUCCUAGGCCUUCAGUGGGCAGUCAAGGACAUGGUCAACACCCAUCAACACAACAUCAUUUUUGACUCCUCGUGCGGGUUGGCAAGGGAUACUUUCCUCAAUAUCUCAAAUCACAUAGAGCAGGCUCCUAUUACAAACGAGAUCAAGUACAUGUUGUGCUCGCUGCAAGAUUGGAGUUUUCAUCAUUCUGAUCAAAGGAAGAAUACUAUUGCGCAAGAGAUAGCAGUUAGUGUAACAUCGGACCAUCGUUACCAUUCUUACAUAGCUGUUGGUGCACCGUCUUGGUUAUCUCGGAGGGUGGCUAGCGAGGCUAUGGCUUAA
Brassica rapa (field mustard) is the source of this 3006-nucleotide messenger RNA. RefSeq lists its product as uncharacterized. The record is from RefSeq and is a predicted model, not a curated record. Gene Ontology annotation, molecular function: nucleic acid binding; RNA-DNA hybrid ribonuclease activity. NCBI's taxonomy places the organism in Eukaryota, Viridiplantae, Streptophyta, Magnoliopsida, Brassicales, Brassicaceae.